GGGGUCGACGACAGGAGGCAACGACCGGGAUUUAGACACGUCUGUGUGGAAGUGCUGACCGACUCGCUGCCCGGAGCCGCCGGUGCUGCCUGCCCGUCUGCCCGUGGCCUCCGCCGGGCUGCAUUUAUCUGGAGAUUAGGAGAAUCCUCCGUGUGGGACGCACAGAUUUGGGGAGCGGGGAGCGAUCCUCCCCAGCCCGGGUCGGACGAUGGCGGACGACGACAUUCUGUUUGAAGAUGUGUACGAGCUGUGCGAGGUCAUCGGCAAGGGGCCCUUCAGCGUGGUGAGGAGAUGCAUCAACCGGGAGACGGGGCAGCAGUUCGCUGUCAAGAUCGUGGACGUGGCCGAGUUCACCUCCAGCCCAGGACUCAGCACAGAGGAUCUGAAGAGGGAGGCGAGUAUCUGUCACAUGCUGAAACACCCCCACAUCGUGGAGCUGCUGGAGACGUACAGCUCCGAUGGGAUGCUCUACAUGGUGUUUGAGUAUAUGGACGGAGCCGACCUGUGCUUUGAGAUCGUGAAGCGAGCCGACGCUGGGUUCGUGUACAGUGAAGCCGUGGCCAGUCACUACAUGAGACAGAUCCUGGAGGCGCUGCGCUACUGCCACGACAACAACGUCAUCCACCGAGACGUCAAGCCUCACUGUGUGCUGCUGGCGUCCAAAGAGAACUCGGCUCCGGUGAAGCUCGGUGGGUUCGGAGUCGCCAUCCAGCUGGGAGAGUCGGGGCUGGUGGCCGGAGGUCGGGUGGGCACGCCUCACUUCAUGGCCCCCGAGGUGGUGAAGAGGGAGCCGUACGGGAAGCCGGUGGACGUGUGGGGCUGUGGAGUCAUCCUCUUCAUCCUCCUGUCCGGCUGCCUGCCCUUCUACGGCACCAAGGAGCGGCUGUUCGAAGCCAUUUGUCGAGGCAAACACAAGAUGAAUCCUCGUCAGUGGCUCCAGAUCUCAGAGAGCGCCAAGGAUCUGGUGAGACGCAUGCUGAUGCUGGACCCUGCCGAGAGGAUCACGGUCUACGAGGCCCUGAACCACCCCUGGCUCAAGGAGCGGGACCGGUACGCCUACAAAAUCCACAUGAUAGAAACCGUGGAGCAGCUGAGGAAGUUCAAUGCCCGCAGGAAGCUAAAGGGGGCGGUGCUCGCCGCUGUGUCCAGUCACAAGUUUAACUCCUUCUAUGGAGACCCCCCAGAGGAACUGCAUGAUUUCUCCAGUGACCCCACCUCCUCAGGGGCUGUGUCUCAGGUGCUGGACAGUUUAGAGGAGAUCCACGGUCUGACCGACUGCAGUGAAAAGGAUCUGGAUUUCCUCCACAGUGUUUUUCAGGACCAGCAUCUCCACACUCUGCUCGAUCUCUACGACAAAAUCAACACCAGGUCGUCUCCGCAGAUCAGGAACCCUGCGAGUGACGGGGUGCAGAGAGCCAAAGAGGUCCUGGAGGAAAUCUCCUGCUACUCAGAGAACCACGAAGCUAAAGAGCUCAGACGGAUACUGACGCAGCCGCACUUCAUGGCGCUGCUGCAGGCCCACGACGUGGUGGCCCACGAGGUGUACAGUGACGACGCUCUGAGGGUGACCCCCCCGCCCACCUCGCCCUACCUGAACGGAGAGUCGCCCGAGAGCACCAACGGAGACAUGGACCUGGAGAACGUCACCCGAGUCCGUCUGGUGCAGUUCCAGAAGAACACGGACGAGCCAAUGGGAAUCACGCUGAAGAUGAACGACUCCAACCACUGCAUCGUGGCCAGGAUCAUGCACGGGGGGAUGAUCCACAGACAAGGAACGCUGCACAUAGGAGACGAGAUCAGAGAGAUCAACAGCAUCAGUGUGGCCAACCAGACUGUGGAGCAGCUGCAGAGGAUGCUGAGGGAGAUGCGAGGCAGCAUCACCUUUAAGAUUGUGCCAAGUUACCGGACGCAGGGAUCCUCGUGUGAGAAAGAGUCCCCCACCACCUCCAGGCUGUCCCCUGCCAAUGGCCACUCCAGCGUUAACAGUUCUAUCUUGGACCUGCCGUCCACCAUCCAGCCCAAAGGUCGACAGAUCUACGUCAGGGCCCAGUUCGAGUACGACCCCUCCAAAGACGAGCUCAUCCCCUGUAAGGAGGCCGGCAUCCGCUUCCAGGUGGAGGACGUCCUCCAGAUCAUCUCCAAGGACGACCACAACUGGUGGCAGGGCAAACUGGAGAACAUGAAGAACAGCACGGCCGGACUCAUCCCCUCCCCGGAGCUGCAGGAGUGGCGAGUGGCGUGCAUUGCCAUGGAGAAGACCAAGCAGGAGCAGCAGGCCAGUUGUACCUGGUUCGGCAAAAAGAAGAAACAGUACAAAGACAAGUAUUUGGCAAAGCACAACGCAGUGUUCGAUCAACUAGACCUGGUCACGUACGAGGAGGUGGUGAAGCUCCCGGCCUUCAAGAGGAAAACACUCGUCCUGCUCGGGGCGCAUGGCGUCGGCAGGAGACACAUCAAGAACACGCUCAUCACCAAACACCCCGACCGGUUCGCCUACCCCAUCCCACACACGACCCGACCUCCCAAGAAGGACGAGGACGACGAGAACUACUUCUUCGUGUCCCACGACCAGAUGAUGCAGGACAUCAGCAACAACGAGUACCUGGAGUACGGCAGCCACGAGGACGCCAUGUACGGGACGCGGCUGGAGACCAUCCGGAAGAUCCACCAGCAGGGACACGUAGCCAUCCUGGACGUGGAGCCUCAGGCCCUGAAGGUCCUGCGAACAGCAGAGUUCGCCCCGUACGUCGUCUUCAUCGCUGCACCAACAAUCACACCAGGAAUCAAUGAGGACGAGUCUCUGCAGCGGCUCCAGAAGGAGUCUGAGAUCCUGCAGAAGACGUACGCUCAUUACUUCGACCAGACCAUCAUCAACAACGAGAUCGAUGAGACCAUCGGGCACCUGGAGGACGCCAUCGACCUGGUGUGCACCACCAGCCAGUGGGUCCCUGUGUCCUGGGUCUACUGAGCUCCUCCUCCUCCUCCUCCUCCUCCUCCUCCUCAUGCAUCUCCCUGCAGCAGCAUCACGGAAACACUCCCAUCAUCUCCUCUUCCAGCUCAGAAUAACGUCAGACUAAUCAAAGCGAUGGGAAACUUUCCUCCACACUGCACUCGAUCGGUGAAGCACCCUCAGCGUGAUUGUGAAGUGACCGGUCGCUCAGCGGAGCCGCGUCACCGUGUUGUACAAACCAGAACUCAAGUGAAUAUUGUCGUGUCUGUUCUAGCUAGGAGGCGACAUUUCUGUAGAGGUUUGUUUUAAAGAGACAGUACCGUGUGCAGUCAUCAGCUUCCCCCCCCCUCCCCCCC
Messenger RNA from Pleuronectes platessa (European plaice), 3306 nucleotides. It is a transcript of the gene caska, whose product is annotated as calcium/calmodulin-dependent serine protein kinase a. Gene Ontology annotation, cellular component: basolateral plasma membrane; cell-cell junction; plasma membrane. The record is from RefSeq and is a predicted model, not a curated record. Lineage: Eukaryota; Metazoa; Chordata; Actinopteri; Pleuronectiformes; Pleuronectidae. Gene Ontology annotation, biological process: regulation of neurotransmitter secretion; protein phosphorylation. Gene Ontology annotation, molecular function: ATP binding; protein kinase activity; signaling receptor binding.